Naegleria gruberi is the source of this 1630-nucleotide messenger RNA. RefSeq lists its product as uncharacterized. The coding region runs from base 7 to 1608 and encodes 533 amino acids. Lineage: Eukaryota; Heterolobosea; Eutetramitea; Acrasida; Naegleriidae. The transcript has a single exon. The record is from RefSeq and is a predicted model, not a curated record.
ACAACAAUGAACGAGAUGCACAGAGCCGAGUUGCUAAUUUUCUUCCCAACCAAAUUGUUCUUUUCUGGGGAGAGAGUGAUUGGAUAUGCAGAAUUGAGGAUACCAGCACAGAUGGGUAUUCUUGGUGUAAAGAUUGAUAUUUUCGGAAGAGAAUAUUAUACAAGAAAUUUACAAGAAGCUUUAAAGACAAAUUCUAACAGACGUGUUACUAAUAUCUUCUAUGAACAUACGACAAAAUUAGAAGGAAAGGGUUCUUCCAAGACUGAAGAAAAACAAUUCUUUGGCUUACUUUCAAAGAAAACUAAUACAAUUCUUCAACCUGGUGUAUAUAGAUAUGAUUUUGAUAUUCCUUUGCCUGAUUUCUUACCUCCAACAUAUAAGACUAAUAUGAAUGCUAUCAGUGGUAGUAAGAGUAAUUAUGGUUUGCCAUCUAUUGAUUACGAAUUAAGAUGUACCUGCCUCAACACAGAUAAGUCUGUUGGCAACUUGAUUUCAUCAGCUGCUGUUCCAAUCGGAGGAAGUUUGAUGACACCAUCAUUUCUCGGAAAUAAUACUGUUCCAUAUACUGAUUCUAAAGUUAAAACAUUUAUGUUUGCAAGUGGUGGUAUUACAACAACAAUCCAAUUUCCUACUAGAGUUUUCUUAACUGGAGACUCUCUUCUUGGACAAAUGACAAUUGAAAAUAAUUCUCAGAAAACUGCUACAGAUUGUGAAUUGAGCUUUAUUCAAAGAGUUGAUUGUAUGAGACAAGGUUAUAAGGAGCCACUUAAGAGUGAUGUUUAUGUUAUUAAGAAAAUUAUUUUAGGUGAAUUAAAAUCAAAAGAAAGAAAGGUUAUCACUUUUAAUCCUCAAACUGGUGUUAAGGUUCCUGAUUUUUGCGUUGAAAGUGUGUUCACACAUCAAAAGAUGGGCACUCUUGUAAAUGUAAAUUACUUAUUGAAAUUAACAGGUAAAAUAAGUAUGGCUACUGAUCUUGAUUAUGAACAAUUGGUUUAUGUUGCCAAUAGAGCUAGACAUGCACCAUUCCAACAAAUGCAACCUCAACAAACUCAACAAUUCACUCAACCGCUCAAUCAACCUGUUACUGCAGCUUCUCCAUUUGUAAAUAAUUCUCCUCAACAACCAGUUGUGAAUCAAUUCCAACAACCUCCUCAACAAACUCCAAAUCAAUUCCAACAACCAAACUAUUCUCAACCUUAUGUUCAUCCAUACGCACAAUCCCUGCAACAAUCUCAAUCUCAGCCAGAACAACAACCACUCAGAAGAAAUCAAUCCCAAUUCGAAGAAUUCAGACCUAACGAAGAACAUAAUGAACAAAUGAAUAUGUUGGAAGGAUCAGCCCCUCCAGAACAAGAAUCCACAGACAUCUAUGAAUACAAAGAUGAUAACAGUAUGGGUCUGUAUCCAACCUUAGAUAAAGGUGUGGCUUAUAAUUUACCUCCAAUCCCAAUCAGUGUUUAUGAUAGCCAAGCAAGAAAAAUAUUGGAAGAAGAAAGAAAUCACCAAUAUCAACAACCUCCACAACAAUAUCAACAUCAAUACCAACAACCUCCACAACAGUAUAAUCCUCAAUAUUCUCAACCAUACCACACAAACUAUCAACAAUAAAACUUUUUACUCUUCCACUCAA